GUUCAAUUUUUGUAGGUUGUAUAACCACAAAAAACCUGGUUAAUAAAUGGAUCAUUGGCUUUCCAUUUAAUUUUCUUUGCAUAAAUAUAUUCCUUAUUUAAAUUGGCAGUAUAAUAAAAUGGGCCAUUUUUGUAAAACCAUUCUGUCCGUAGUGCUAAUUGUCACCAUAGCGGUACAAAUUAAUGGCCAAGUCACUCCAGCCGUACUAAUUUUCACUCAACCUGGAAAUAAUUUAGGACCGUACAGUUUAAAAUUGGAGGAGGCCGAUGUCCCCAGCAACGAGCAGGGUUUCAUCGAUUUCUUGACCCUCAUUCCAGACGUGUCAAUCGUCGUUUGUGGGAUCGGAAUAUGGAGGUUCUAUCCUGAUGCCGAUUUCCAAGGUAGCCCGGGCAACAUAGGGUACCAAAUCGGUGGGAACUUACAACCUCAAUGCUACGAUUUGGACACACUUGGUCCUGCCUUUGCCGCCAUGAAGUCGUAUCGCUCUCUCGGCGGGGAAAAUUUAAAUCAGCAAGCAAUCCACGUUUUUGAAGAGGAGUUCGGAAUUGGGAGAAGUUUCAGCAUUCUCGCCCCGAUAGAUUUUACUAAUGGACCAAUAUUAAAUAUUCCGACAUCCUUCGGACCCGUCGGUUCAUUCCUGAUCACAGGACAGGCCGAUGCCAACCCAUCCGUUCCAGAUUAUGCGUUGGCGCCAGUGUUUAAAAUAUUUGAUGACGAGACCGCCAAUCCCUCCUUGCCAUCGGUCUGUUUCUCGCUGGCGACUCCGGAUGAGUCGGGAGUCUUAAACAAGUUUCACUUUCAGGGUAGGAUGACCUAUAAUGAUUCAGGUGUCCCGACCCUGAUCACGAUGGGAGCAUUGGAUUACGCUUCGUAUGAUUCGAUUAGUUCAAAUCCGGUCGAAUUUUGUCCCAAGAUAGUGGAGGUGAGGGUAAUUAAGGAAGAGCUAAUGGCCCCACGAAUGAUAAAGUCGAUUCGAUUAAUGUAAAUAUUGAGCGAAUCAAAUUUACUUGGUUAAUGAAAUAUUUGCAUAGGAUAAGUCAAAUCUUGGAUGAUUAAUUAGUUUUUGAAAUUUGAAUUCAAUUUGUGGAAUUAUUAAAUUGAAAAAUAUUCAUAACGCAAUUAGUGGACAAAUAAAUAAAUGGAAAAUUAUUGAUUUCA
This is a messenger RNA of Folsomia candida, 1158 nucleotides long. RefSeq lists its product as uncharacterized. The transcript is spliced from 2 exons. The record is from RefSeq and is a predicted model, not a curated record. NCBI's taxonomy places the organism in Eukaryota, Metazoa, Arthropoda, Collembola, Entomobryomorpha, Isotomidae. Bases 119 to 985 code for a protein of 288 amino acids.